Entamoeba invadens IP1 is the source of this 1500-nucleotide messenger RNA. Its product is annotated as protein kinase, putative. The record is from RefSeq and is a predicted model, not a curated record. Lineage: Eukaryota; Evosea; Mastigamoebida; Endamoebidae. Gene Ontology annotation, molecular function: ATP binding; protein kinase activity. The annotation marks the transcript as partial. Gene Ontology annotation, biological process: protein phosphorylation. The transcript has a single exon.
UGCAACAUAUGUGUAGAAAAGGAUUAUGUUUUAGUCAAUUCACAAUGUGUGAAUUACAAAGAAAUUGAAUAUUGUAAAUCUGCUAACAAUUCAAAGUGUAUUGAAUGUGAAGGGUAUCACAAACCAAGUGAUAUAGGUGAUAACUGUGUCAAAGUGACGAAUUAUGGUUUAGUCGUUGGAGUACCGAUUUCAGUCACAUUAGUAGUUAUUGUAUUAAUUGUUGUGAUAAUAAUAGUAGUAAUUCUUUGGUUGCAAAAUCAAAAACAGAAGAAAAAAGAGCAAAAUAUUUGCAACUUCAAGAUGAGUCGGUCAAACAUUGAGAUGAUGAAAAUAAGUGCAAAUUUGGUGUCAAAUAAGAAGAAAUUGACGUUUGAUCUUGACAACAAUGAUCCACUCAAAGUUGAUAAAGAAACAAGGGAUUUAAUUUGUAUUGGAAACAAUUCAAAAAACAACUUGAAAGUACAAUUUAGUGUGAUGAAUGGGUGUGAUUAUUAUGAAAUUAGAACAGUACCUUCACUUGUAUCUCUCAAGCCUGGCUUUGCUUGCGAAUUUGAAAUAUUUAUUAAACCGUUGUGUACUUGUACUACCAAGGAAGAUGUAAUGAUUACUUCAUUAAAUCUUUCAACGGGAAUCAUUGAAAACACAAAAAUACCAAUUGAGAUAGAGACUGAACAAACAACUAAAUUGAAUUAUAGAGAACUUGAAGAAGAUAAGAAACUUGGUGAAGGCUCUUUUGGAAUUGUAUACAAAGGAAAAUAUAGAGGAAAUGUAGUUGCCAUUAAAAAGAUGAAACAACUUGACAACAAUGAAAGUGGACUUGUAGAAUUUGAAAAGGAAGUUUCCAUGUUAGACAAAUUCCGCAGUGAAUAUAUCAUCCAUUUUUAUGGUGCCGUUUUUAUAGAAAGUAAGGUGUGUAUGGUCACUGAAUUUGCACAAUUUGGGUCACUACAAGACUUGAUCAAACACCAAAAAAGUGAAGAAAUUGAAAAAAAGUUAAGGUUGAAAUUCUUACUUGAUGGUGCAAAAGGUAUUCAGUAUCUUCAUGAGAAUGGAAUUUUACACAGGGAUAUCAAGCCCGACAAUUUGCUUGUAAUGUCUUUGAAUAUCACAGAAAAAGUUAAUGCUAAAUUGACUGAUUUUGGGAGUAGUAGAAAUGUAAAUAUGCUACAAACCAACAUGACAUUUACAAAAGGAAUUGGAACACCAGUAUACAUGGCUCCGGAAAUACUCAAACAACAAAAAUAUAAAAAGUCUGCUGAUGUGUAUUCAUUUGGAAUCACCAUGUUUGAAGUCAUUUCAUGGAAAGAGCCGUACUCCAAAGAUCAAUUUAAAUAUCCAUGGAAAAUCGCAGAUUUUGUAAUGGCUGGAAAUCGUCUUAAAAAACCCGAGAUGAUGAGCAAUGAACAAUAUGAUAUAAUAUCAGACUGUUGGUCUCCACAAAUGGAAAAAAGAAUGACAAUCAACGAAGCGGCCCAAAGAAUCGAAAAAUUGUUGAUUUAA